Messenger RNA from Penicillium samsonianum, 1374 nucleotides. RefSeq names its product putative alpha-1,6-mannosyltransferase subunit. Gene Ontology annotation, biological process: protein N-linked glycosylation. NCBI's taxonomy places the organism in Eukaryota, Fungi, Ascomycota, Eurotiomycetes, Eurotiales, Aspergillaceae. Gene Ontology annotation, cellular component: Golgi membrane. The transcript is spliced from 2 exons. Gene Ontology annotation, molecular function: glycosyltransferase activity. Bases 1 to 1374 code for a protein of 457 amino acids. The record is from RefSeq and is a predicted model, not a curated record.
AUGACCUUAUCGCGAUCACCCUCUCCCCACCCGGGCGGAGGGUGGUCCAGCCCGGGACUCGUUCCGGCAAGCGGGACCACAUCGCCAAAAGGGCCAUCACCCGGUUCAUUAUCACCAGGCAUACCAGGAGGCAUCUCGUGGGCUGCAGCUAAGGCAAAAAGUGACGAGGUGCGCGGGUAUCCAUCAUUCUCAACACGCAAUAGCGGCUUCCUCUCUCGACAACGACACAAGCUCUCGACUCGGUUUCCUAGCUUUCGAAGGCUUUCCUCGCGCGAAUACGUCGAUAAGGAUGAUUAUAGACGGGAAUGGAAGCCUGCGGGUGGCGCACGUGGCUUGCUAGGCGCAUUACGCAUACCAGUGCGCCGGAGUCGCUUCCGGCUGUUGUUUGCACUGUUGUUGGUGUGGAUUGGGUAUCUAUUUUGCUGGUCGACUAUUGUCCAAACAUACCGAAGAUCACCUAUAGGCGGCGGGAGCAAGUUCGUCAUCAUACUCGGAUCGAACGUGGAGGGCGGCGUCAUGGAGUUGAAGGGUGCACGGGAAUGGGCCAUUGAACGCAACAGCAUAUGGAACAAGAAGAAAUAUGCGGAAAAAUGGGGGUACGAGCUAGAACUGGCUAAUCUGCUGGCCAAGAAGCGAUAUUCACAUGAAUGGCGCGAGAGCUGGGAGAAGGGAGAUGUGAUCCGCGAAGCCAUGCGCAAGUAUCCAGACGCAGAGUGGUUUUGGUGGCUCGACGUGAACACCUGGGUUAUGGAAUACGAUACAUCACUCCAACACCAUUUAUUCAACGACCUUGAGUCGCACGUCUACCGCGAUAUCACCGUCUACAACCCUCUCAACCUCACCCAUCCACUCCCCGAGUUCUGGUUGGACGAGCUAGGUCGUUCCCUCGAGGGGGACGGCCAAGCAGAUUCAUUGAAUUUGCUUCUGACACAAGACUGCGCCGGAUUCAACCUAGGAUCUUUCUUUGUGCGACGGUCUCUUUGGACUGAUCGCCUGCUCGAUAUCUGGUGGGAUCCCGUCAUGUACGAGCAGAUGCAUAUGAAUUGGCAACAUAAAGAACAGGAUGCUCUGGAGUACAUUUAUCAGAGUCAACCAUGGAUUCGGAGCAGUGUUGGAUUUUUACCACAACGCAGCAUCAAUUCUUUCCCUCCUGGCGCAUGUGGCGACGGAGAUAAUCCAGUCGUUCACUAUCAACAGAACGCACAUGAUCUCGUCGUUAACAUGGCUGGGUGCAUGUUUGGUCGUGAUUGCUGGUCUGAAAUCUACUACUACCGCGAGCUGAGUAAUUUGCUUGCCCGGUCGGGUUGGGAGCGAUUCAGGAACGGUUUAGCUGAUGUAUACGACCGAGUGACGGGGAAGGAUGGGGAUGAUUGA